AGGGGAGAAAACUGCAAAGGAGAGAUGUUCAAUCUUCCAAUUUUCUCCGAGUUGAAACAAGAAUGAACUUCUUUAAUGGAGAACAAGAAAGCUAACAUCAUAGCUUGUUCCGCAGUCAUUACUCUCAUCAUCCUCAUCAUCGUUGCUCGCAUCGUUCUCGGACUCUCCAAGGCCUUCUUCCUCCUCUGCGGCGCCGGCGUCGCCGUCAUCGUCGCCGUCUUUGCGUGGCUCGUAAUCAGACGCCACUACAACCGCAGCCGAAAGGUCUUGGAAUCGCAACUGAUCUCCGAAGGCCGAGAGCUCCGAAUCGAGUACAGCUUCCUCCGAAAAGUCGCCGGAGUCCCCACGAAGUUCCGGUACAAGGAGAUAGAAGAAGCAACAGACAAUUUCCAAGCGCUGCUAGGUCAAGGAGCCUCUGCUUCGGUCUUCAAAGGAAUCCUCAGCGACGGCACUUCCGUCGCGGUGAAGCGCAUCGACGGAGAGGAGCACGGCGAGAAGGAGUUGAGGUCGGAGGUCGCAGCCAUCGCCAGCAUUCAGCACGUGAACCUUGUUCGUCUUUUAGGGUACUGUUGUGUUCCAAGUGGUCCUAGGUUUCUUGUUUAUGAGUUUGUCUUGAAUGGAUCGUUGGACUGUUGGAUUUUCCCCAAAAGGGCAACUCCAAACCGCCAUGAUCGCCCCCAGCGAGGUGGGUGCUUGCCUUGGGACUUAAGGUACAGAGUUGCUGUGGACGUGGCCAAGGCACUUGCUUACCUACACCACGAUUGCCGGUCGAGAAUUUUACACCUCGACGUGAAACCGGAGAACAUCCUUCUCGACGAGAAUUACCGGGCAAUUGUCGCCGAUUUCGGCCUCUCCAAACUGAUGGGGAAAGACGAGAGUAGAGUCUUAACAACCAUUCGAGGAACUAGAGGUUAUCUGGCACCAGAGUGGCUUCUCGAGCAUGGAAUCUCGGAGAAGUCCGACAUUUAUAGCUACGGAAUGGUUCUUUUGGAGAUGAUUGGAGGCCGAAGAAAUGUGAGCUUUAUAGACGACGAUACUAACGGUAAGUCAGGCAGAAAGCGGAAGUUUUUUCCAAAGAUAGUGAACGAAAAGAUGAGAGAAGGGAAAAUUAUGGAAGUGGUGGAUAGUAGGAUUGUUGAGAGCGGAGAAGUGGAUGAGAAAGAGGUAAACAGAUUGGCUUAUGUGGCUUUUUGGUGUAUACAAGAGAGGACUAGGAAUAGGCCCACCAUGGCACAAGUGGUGGAGAUGUUGGAGGGACGCGUGGUGGUAGAGGAACCGCCCGAUAGCCAGAUGGUCAUCGUUGACUUGCUGUCGAAUGAUGAUGAUGAUUAUCCUACGGCUGAUUACAGGCCAAAGCUUGCUGCCUUUUCUGCUUAUGGAGGAGAUAAUCAUAUCACAACGUCGUCUUCUUCGCACUCGUAUGCAAUGUCCAUGGUGUCUGGGCGGUAGCUAAUUGGUGAUCAAAGAAUAAGUAAUAGUGGAUAAUUACACGCCAACUUUCAUUUCUAUUGUUAAAAUAUUGAGUGUUAAAACAGCGGAAAAGAAGAAAAAAAAAUUUGGAAUUACCUUUUGAGUUUUCCUCUAUUUUGGGCUUCUAUUGAAUCUUGGUCACGGAAAAUUUUCUUUGUGUCUAUGGAAUGGGGCUUUCCUUUCACGCCUAGAUCUACCACCUUUCCUCUCACAAUCGUUGCCCAAAUGUCAUGAUGGUUUUACUUUCAAGUCCGCACAACAAACCCCUGGACUCCCACGGAUUAACUCUGCCUCUGCUGCCAAUUGUCGCCCAAAACCUCUGCUACCCAUCCAACGGAGCUCAUGUCUGCAGCUGUCGGCGCCGUCGAUGUCCCUAACAAAUCGCGCUCAUGCAUGCCUUCCGUUGUCGUCGCCGUCGUGCGAGGAGCUGGAGUAGCUGUCGGAGGAGAAGGUGAAGUUGAAGCAGCUCGAGGAGGUUGGGCUUGUUUAGUCUAUGCUCGCGGGGGGGAUAAAGUUUGAAGUGAUGGUUAAAUAGUGUGAAAGUAAUGAGUAAACCGGAAAUAAAGUCAUGGUUUUUUUAGAAGGAA
Messenger RNA from Morus notabilis, 2057 nucleotides. RefSeq names its product probable receptor-like protein kinase At5g20050. The transcript is spliced from 2 exons. NCBI's taxonomy places the organism in Eukaryota, Viridiplantae, Streptophyta, Magnoliopsida, Rosales, Moraceae. Bases 76 to 1449 code for a protein of 457 amino acids. The record is from RefSeq and is a predicted model, not a curated record. Gene Ontology annotation, molecular function: protein kinase activity; ATP binding. Gene Ontology annotation, biological process: protein phosphorylation.